Dermacentor albipictus is the source of this 4211-nucleotide messenger RNA. RefSeq lists its product as uncharacterized. The record is from RefSeq and is a predicted model, not a curated record. NCBI's taxonomy places the organism in Eukaryota, Metazoa, Arthropoda, Arachnida, Ixodida, Ixodidae.
CUCGACGACCGCUGCGGAAAGUUGACCGCCACUUCCGCAGUGUACCACCGGUGCUUUCUCUACAGCCUUGCACGGAAGCCUGAUUACGUCGGUAAUUGGGCUCGUUGGAGGCGUUAUACCGACGUCUCUGAAGUCCAUUUCUCGCUGCUGUGACGGAGAAGAGGCUCACCUUCGCCUGUUGCCAUGUUUGUGAACGACGUGAAAGUAACGCUGACGCUACCUUACUUAGGAAGUACCGUCUGUGUUCCAAGCGCUCCGAAAUUGACGCCAAGGUUCCCCGCCUUGAGUGGUUGACGGGUAUUCACGGCAAAGCUCACAGCUUCGCAGAAACCAACCUCGCCUUCAUCAAGGUGUCGCACAGAAGACAGCAAAGGUGCAGGGCCGUGGAUUCGCUUCCUUCUCGUGCCAGUGGCAAGGAAGGACGAGUGAGUGACGUGGCGUCGCGAUGACGUGGUACGACCUCUCCUCCUUCGUCGACCACCGGGAGCAUCUCCUGGAGGAAGCCUUCGGUGCGCUAGCUCCCGACGAGCUGAAUAUUCUGACUCCAGUGGAACUGCAGCACAUACCGCUGGAAGAGCUCAAGCAACUUUGCAUGGUGCAACUCCAAAGAAUGUCCCGUGCACGACUCCUGGCGGUUCUCCAAGAUCCGCUCGUGAAGUUGUGGACAUCGAACUCAAAGGACGGCGCCGGCCUGCAGCCGUCGAGCGAUCGCAGUCUUCAAGGCAUCCUGUCUCAGAGAGCGCAGAGAAACAGCAGCAUCGAACAGGAGUACCGCGACAUCUCGAGCAUGUGCACUGCGGCCCAGAUGGAGAUCCUUGAGCUGGAGCUCAGAGCACGCGCCAUCCGCUCCCUCAUGUCGGCCAAGGCGCGGGACACGGCCGCCAAGUCCACAGCGGCGCCCCCUUCCGAUUGCGGCAGCGGCUAUGGACCACAGUGACUGCGAAUAUGGGGGGCCAGGGCCACGAAGCUCUUAAUCUGGAAAACCUGGUCUAUCAUUGACCAGCGAUUCAACAACUUGGGGUUCUUUAACGUGCACCUAAAUCUGACUUUACGAGCUAUGGUUUCUUUAGCACAAUGUAUGCUUAGCUGACCUACGCGGGUUUAGAUAUCAGGGAUCUGGGUAUCUUGCAAAAAAUUCCAGAACAAAAACCGCAAUUUUGCGCCUCUAGAGCACCGUAGACAGUCGUAAGCGGUACGGGAAAUCUAGGAGUCAACGAUAUAACAAGCAAGAAUCAGUUUCAGACUGAGUAAAAUUAACGCUGUGGGCGUAAUUAGAGCCAAUGUUGUAAAAGAUUACCCGGGAAGUAUUAUAUCCCUGUAAAGGGUGCACCGCCGUAGUUAUAGACAUGCUGAGGCAGAGCCGCCGUACGGCAUACCUUAGGGAAAUGGAUCGCGUCUGCUUGGACUAAGCAGGCCGCUUGCUGCACAAUGGUGGCUGGAAUGCGCCUUGGCGGUGCCCGCAGGAAACGAUAAUGAGUCACUGAGUAGUUAAUGUUUACAAUACAAGCGUAAUUAACGCUGAUAUACUAAAACAAUUCACGCCGAAACUGUCCUGGGAGUUGUCUAGGUGUGCAUAAGCGUUGUGCCACUUGGGCAUCUCCGCGCAGCCCGGUGUCGUCAUUAAUAUUAUGAAACUUGAUCGGAUCAGCAUAAACGACAGUGCUGCUGUGACACGUACUGCUGCGGACGGCGGUGCAAGAUGAAUCGAGUACGCAAGCAAACUAUUGCAGGUGGCUGCGCGAGGAGUGCUUAUGACGUUACGACCUUUAUAAGCCGUUAUCGCUCUUUAGCGCCUUAUCCAUCCGCGUGGAACCAUUAUGAACCGUAAUCAACUGUACCCCGGCGUCGGCAGCGUAUGGCGCGGCAGCGCGGGCCGUAUCUUGAAGCGAUCUGCGAUGGGCACAGAGAGCGCUGACUGCUGAUAGCUUCGUGUGCGCUGUGUACUCGCCGCUUAGUUCGCGUUGAGGCGUAACGCGCGGGCCAGUAUUUUGAAAGCGAUCUGCGAAUAGGUCAGAGUGCGGCUUGCUGAGAGCUUCGUGAGCGCUGGGUUCUUGCCGCUCCGUUGAGUUGAGUAAGUUGUAGAAAUGCUUCAGCAUUGAAUGACCACAUUGCACUGUAUGCCUGUAAAGGGUGCACCGCCGCAAAUAUAGUUGUAUUGAGGCGAAGCCGCUUACGGCUUGCUUUUGUCAAAUGCAAUGCAUCCGCUUGGACUAGGCAAGGCUAGUACGAGACGGUGGUGCCUCAAAGGUGGCUUCGGAAGUGUCCACAUGAAGGAAGAAUUAGUAGUUGCGUAGGUGAAAUUGCUGGUAUAGGCGUACUCAGUCCCAAUGUGCUCGGAAAUUAGCCAGAUUGCACUCUAGACUGCACUAUUUCCGGGAUCAGCCAAACUGGCCUCCUGAAAAAAAAAAAGUGGAUGGGGAGGUUCAGCUGAGCAUCGACACUAAAGGCGACGAGUUCGAGGUAAUUGCGAAUCAAGUACGACAGGAAUAAAAUACGAAAUGAGUGAAUACCGACCAUGAAAAAGAAACGAAGACAUAGAAUAGAGAAAUAUAAUCAACCUUUAAUGAGACAAUCCUUUGAACCACCAUAUACGUCGACCUUGCCAUUUUUACCGUCGACACAUUGUUGAACCUUUAUUUGUUCUAAUUAUUAUACAUACUAUUCCGUUACAUCAGAACGCGGCCGCCGCAGCAGCCAGGUAUCCAACCCGCGACCUAGUGAACCAUUUGAUUUGUAGACCGAUAGGCUCAUAAGCUCACCAUAUGGUUAUCGAAAUUUGAAGGAAUCAGUGCGAGAACUAUGGGCUCUGUAAUAAUGUUUACGGCAAAGUAUGGCGGAUGAUUCGAUCAUUAGGUAGCACAAACUUUUCAGAGGAGACUAAUGAAGACUUGAACGAGCGUAAUAAUUUGUCUAACCGAGGUCACUGGAGAAUUCGUAGGCUUAGAAACGUUAGAUCAAUGAACAAACCGGUUCUUGAAUCAUGCUGCAUUCGGGCGCUUUCGUUACUGGCACAAUUAAAGGACCUCCGAGACGACACGUUAUAGGUGCAGCUCCUGGGGGCAUUGUGCGGAAAGACUUGAGUGCACAUAGUGAAAUCCUUCAUAGCGGCCGCGUGCAGACGACAGAGAAAAAAGUCAUAGUCACACGCGCCACAUAUUUCAUACCGUAAGACCGUAAGACUGGUAGUAAGCUUUGCUGCUACCUCUCAAUGCAUCUGUCGCAGCAACGCUCACGCAUCUCAGGACUUCAGUGCGCCCCUGUUACUCAGUUUUCUAUGACGUUCUGCUGUUAUCCAAGAAGUCUAUGGCUCGAUUCGUGUUGCGUUUAGAGUAAACCCCUGUAUUACAUACAACAGCUGUACCAUGAUAUAAGCGAACGUCAAAUCCUUUCUCCUAUUUCAUGAGUGCGCGUUUGCGUUGCGAGUGCCAUCGAUAUCAAUCGGCACCAACUCGUCCAAAACUUCAACGCUCGACUGCCAAGCAGUCAAAGUUCGUGCGAAGCUGCCCACUGCAGCGUCAAUCAUAAACCACUGUCUUGUGGGACGUAACACUGGGUUAUAUUUGCAACCAAUGAAUCCUCAAACAUUGCUAAUGCGUUUGCCUGCUAUGAGCGCGGUUAGAUACUCCCAGCGCGAUCAGCGCAGCGGCCUAUCUUCGCCACCCGGAUGACUAGCUCGCCAGCCACGGUGGCCCAACGGCUUUGGCGUUCUGCUGCUGAGGAAGAGGUCGAAGGCUAGAUUAAUAAUUUGAUCGUCCUCUGAGUGAAUAGACAGAACUAGAGCACCGUUCCCAUCGAUCAUCGGCUCAAAGGCAGUGAAGGCACUUUUGUGCUUUCUCAGAACGUCUGGUUUGCGCGAGCGGCUUUAACUCAAGUACUGUCCGUACACGUCUAUACGCUUUCUCUCUCCCUUCUCUCUCUUCCCCUUCUCCCUUCCCCCAGCGUACGGUAGCCAACCAGACCCUUGACCGGUUAACAUCCCUGCCUUCCUAUAUUCCUUUUCUCUCUCUCUCUCGGCGACCAAAUGUUUGCAUUUCGCCCCGUGACUCCUGUGCGAAACGAAAAAAGCUUCGUGUACUUUGACUUAGGUGCACGCUACGGAACCGCAGGUGGUCAAAAUUGACUCUGAACCCGACAAUGCGGCGUCCUUCGUAGCUCUGGAACUUCUUUCUCUCACGUGAACCUCCUUGCAUCAAUAAAUCAUGAGUGGCUCA